Orycteropus afer afer is the source of this 1776-nucleotide messenger RNA. The record is from RefSeq and is a predicted model, not a curated record. Lineage: Eukaryota; Metazoa; Chordata; Mammalia; Tubulidentata; Orycteropodidae.
ACGCGCCGGCGGCUGGCGCAGCCCUUCGCUAGCCCGGCCUCCCCCUCCCUGGUUCCGCGCUCUGGUUCCGCCAUGGAAUCCAACAAGGAUGAAGCCGAGCGCUGUAUUAGCAUCGCCCUCAAGGCCAUCCAGAGCAACCAGCCCGACCGGGCACUCCGUUUCUUGGAGAAGGCGCAGCGGCUAUACCCGACGCCGCGGAUUCGCGCUCUGAUCGAGUCCCUCAACCAGAAACCACAGCCCACUGGUGACCAACCCCAACCCACAGACAAGACCCAUGCGACCCACAGGAAAGCAAGUGGGGCCGACGCCCCGUCGGCCAAUGGGGAAGCUGGAGGUGGAGAGAGCACCAAAGGCUACACUGCAGAACAAGUAGCAGCCGUGAAAAGGGUCAAGCAGUGUAAAGAUUACUACGAGAUCCUGGGGGUGAGCAGAGGGGCCUCAGAUGAGGACCUGAAGAAGGCCUACCGCAAACUGGCCCUCAAAUUCCACCCAGACAAGAACCAUGCGCCUGGUGCCACUGAAGCUUUCAAAGCCAUUGGCACAGCCUAUGCGGUCCUCAGCAACCCUGAGAAAAGGAAGCAGUAUGACCAGUUUGGUGAUGACAAGAGCCAGGCAGCCCGGCACGGCCAUGGACAUGGGGACUUCCAUCGUGGUUUUGAGGCUGACAUCUCCCCUGAAGACCUCUUCAACAUGUUCUUUGGUGGUGGCUUCCCUUCUAGUAAUGUCCACGUCUACAGCAACGGCCGCAUGCGCUAUGCCUACCAGCAAAGGCAGGACCGCAGGGAGAACCAGGGUGACGGCGGGCUGGGGGUAUUUGUCCAACUGAUGCCCAUCCUCAUCCUGAUCCUCGUGUCAGCUCUCAGCCAGCUUAUGGUUUCCAGUCCACCCUACAGUCUGAGCCCAAGGCCGUCAGUGGGCCAUGUCCACAGGCGAGUCACUGACCACCUGAACGUCAUCUACUACGUGGCAGACACCUUCUCUGAGGAGUACACAGGCUCCAGCCUCAAAGCUGUUGAACGGAACGUGGAAGAUGAUUAUAUCGCCAACCUCCGAAACAACUGCUGGAAGGAGAAACAGCAGAAGGAAGGCUUGCUAUACCGGGCCCGCUACUUCGGAGACACAGAUAUGUACCACAAAGCACAGAAGAUGGGCACCCCGAGCUGUAGCCGACUGUCAGAGGUGCAGGCCUCCCUGCAUGGAUAGUCCUGGGCCAGCCACGCCACCAAGGUCCAAACUAUGAAAUCCUUGGAGAAUUUUUGGUGACAUGCACUGAGCCAAGGUGAUGGACUGUAUAUUUAAAGAAAGACAUAAAAAGCAAAAAAAACAUUAAAGUGGAAUUGGAGGCCGAACACCGCACAACUGCCCUGUCUCUCACCCAGUAAAUGCAGACGGCUCUUAGGACAGACAGGAAGGCCUGCCACGGGCCGCUUCCUUUCCUCCUAGGGCUGGCAAGGCCCCAGCUCCACAGCGCUCUCUCCUAGGAUACAGAAACCAUGGCAACGAAAGUAGAAUGUAAAACUUGUGCAGCAAAUGUCUGUGGGAAGGGCUGGGGGAGGGGGCGGCCACUGCCUUUCUUCUCCCUCCCAGGAGCCACUGUCACCUCUCAGUAGAAGCCAGUUUGAGAUGUUGGCCAAGGAUAGAAAGGAGGAAAGAAACCUUUCCUUGGAAUGUAAUUUAUAGAUGCAUGUAUGUGUAUAUAUAUCUAUUUAUAUGUAAAUAGGCAUAUAUAAAGAUAUAUAUAUAUAGUCUACUUUUCAAACUAUGCAGGGAUUUGGU